Molecule: messenger RNA, 2461 nt
Organism: Gadus macrocephalus (Pacific cod)
Lineage: Eukaryota; Metazoa; Chordata; Actinopteri; Gadiformes; Gadidae
Gene: noc4l
Product: nucleolar complex associated 4 homolog
Exons: 15
Coding region: 73-1659 (528 amino acids)
Biological process (GO): ribosome biogenesis
Cellular component (GO): nucleolus; small-subunit processome; Noc4p-Nop14p complex
Source: RefSeq, a predicted model, not a curated record
CAGUGAGCAUAUUGGCUACCCAUUGACCGCUAGAGCCGAAGACGCUUCCUGUUAUGCUCUGAUCAAAAAAACAUGGCGCCGGCCAAGAAGCGCAACGUGUGUUCCAAAACCACAUCAGCCAAUGCUGCAAAAAAGGCUAAAAUCGACCCGAGUUUACAAGUUCAACAAAUUAUUGACAGCCGAAAAAACGCUAACGAUGUUUUUGACGUUCUCGAGUGUCUCCAGUCAGAGAAAGAAAAGGAAGUCAUAUCUGCCAUCAAUGCAUGUUGCCAUUUAUUUGUUGCUCUUCUGGAGAGAAAAGACCUGUUCAUUGGGAAACUUAUUGAUGAAGAAGCGAUGUUGACUGGGGAACACAAUGCUCAAGAUAAGUAUUCCAUGUUCAUGCGGCAUCGUUACAACGACUGUGUGGAGACGUUGCUUCAGCACCUCGUCCACAAGUCUUACGGAGUUAAGGAGUGUGCCCUCGUUGCCCUGAUGAAGCUGGCCGCUGCGGAAGGACAGUACCCUCUGGAGGAUUUGGAUUGGAGUGAACACGUCAGCUUUCCAAGAACACUUAUUCUGGGGGUGGUUGGAAGGCUGCUCUCCAAGGCAGAGGACAACACUAUGCUGAUCUCUAGGUUCACGGAGUACUUGGAGAUGGUGGACGUCCGCUACUACGUCAUGAGCUCCGUCCGGGUGAACGUGGGCUCGGUCAUGGUUAAGAGCAAAGGGGAAGUGAUUCCCGUGUACCAGAACAACGUGUUUACGUUGAUGUCUAGCAUCAUCAUGCCGAGCCAAGAGUCUGAGCUCACAAACUUCAUGGUCAAACAGAAAGAUAAGCAUUCUGAGUGGAAAGCAGCUAAAUUAAACGAACACAAACGCUCCUUUGAGAGGAUGUGGCUCGGAUUUCUAAAGAAUAAGUUGCCAAGCAACAUGUACAAAAAGAUCCUGGUGAUUCUCCACGACUCCAUUCUCCCUAACAUGAGCAACCCAACGUUAAUGAUUGACUUCUUGACGGCUGCCUAUGAUGUCGGAGGAGCAAUCAGUCUACUAGCCCUCAAUGGCCUGUUUAUCCUCAUCCAUCACCAUAAUCUAGAUUACCCGGAUUUCUACAAGAAGUUGUACAACUUGCUAGAGCCCUCAGUGUUCCAUGUAAAGUACAGGGCUCGCUUUUUCCACCUCGCAAACCUCUUCCUCUCGUCCACCCACUUACCGGUGUACCUAGUGGCGGCGUUUGCAAAGCGCCUGGCGCGCCUGGCUCUCACAGCGCCACCAGAGUCCCUCCUCAUGGUGCUGCCCUUCAUCUACAACCUCAUCCGCCGCCACCCCUCCUGCAGAGUCCUCAUCCACCGGCCCACCACCGCAGACGAAUCUUGUGAGGACCCGUAUUUGAUGGACGAAGAGGACCCUAUCCUGAGCCAUGCCUUGGAGAGCAGCCUUUGGGAGAUAAAGACCCUCCAGAGUCAUUACCACCCCGAUGUGACCAGAGUGGCCUUGAAAAUUAACAAGCCUUUGUCGGUGCCAGAGGAGGACAUAGAUGAGCUGUUGGAGAUCACAAAUUUUGAGCUAAUGGAAAGAGACCUGAAAGCGACUAAGAAUGUUCCGCUGGAGUUUGAACCGGCAAAGAAGCUUCUCCAGGGAGGAGGGGGCAUUCUUGGUCAGCACUUCUGCCUGGAGUAGGAGUGUGUUCUUUUGAAACGAAAACCUUUUGGGGUCUUUCAUAUCUAGGCCCCCCCCCCCCCCCCCCCCCCCCCGUUUGAGAACAUUUUGUAAGAACUGCUGUGGAAUAAAUGCUGUUCCGUCUUGCUCCUGAUUUGAUCUGCAAUAUUUCCUAUAAUUCAUUCCAUUUAAAGGGGACAUAUUAUACCACCAGGUGUGAGUGUGAUUAGCCUUACAAGCAGUUUGGAAAAUCUGCCCCAUAUGACAUCACUAGUGGGCUUGUCCACCUAGAUCAGUCUACCAGCCUACCCAGUGGACUGAAGUAAACGUUGCUCAUCUAUCCAGCACAGAUCUCAGUGGACACGCCCACUAGUGAAGUCAUGGGGUAGAUUUUUCGAAACUGCUUGUAAGGCUAUAGACACACACACCUGGUGGCAUAAUGUCCCGUUUAAAGUUUUCUAGUUUCUUAUUUUGAAAUCAAUCUAUCCAAAAUUAGAAAAUCCAACAUUGCCUCCCUGUGCAAAGAUAAGUCAGUGCAGAACUGGCUUGGUUCUAGGCAACUAAAACCACAAGCCUGUUCAAGAGCGCAAAUCCUGUUACCGAAUGAUCUUGUAAUAUACAGUAUUUGUAAGUGAAGGUCCAUUAAACAAUCUUCAUUGGGUUUGUUGUUUGACAUGAUAAAUAAAAUUGCCUUGAGUAAACAAAAUCAGGAUUUAACAAAGAAGGCUUCUGAGUAAGUCAGUUGUAAGAACAGGUUUUUAUUCGACCUCAAAAUUAAAUCACGUCGUUCACCAAAAUAAAAAUAAACUUGGUAUUGGUCUAA